AAGUCAUCGUUAGCCACAAGCUAAUUUGGACGCUGAAGUGCACUGCUGAUACCGUAUCGGCAAAUGAAGGCUUCAUUUAGAAUAACACGUGUGGCUCUGUGGGAUUUUGGGUUGUUGUGAUGCUCGCCUCUUAAGGUCCCCUGCACUGCCCUGUCUUUGAUCUACGCCGGAGAGGAGGAGGCUAACAUGGCAGCCAAAGCAGGAGACAACCCUGAGAGCCUCAUGACUCUGGCCACGGUCUUCUGCCUGAGGAACCUCAGGAAGACCAUGUGCUACCAGGGGUUCAGGAACAAGGUCUGCCUGCGCUCAGACAUCUUCCUUCCCAGCGAAAUCUGCGACAAGCUGGUCAACACAUAUAUGGAGUUGGUCCACACAGACAGUAACUUUGAACCAGAGGAGAACUUCUUCCAGCUGUUCUCAGACCCUCGAAGCACCAGACUGACCAGGGUACAGCUGAGAGAAGACUUUGUACAUGACAGAGAUCUGGAGGCAAUUAGAAAACAGGACCUGAUUGAGCUCCAUCUCACCUACUGCAACAACCUGUCGUCCCGCAGCCUGAAAACUCUCACCUGCUUCCGCGAGACCUUGGUGUCUCUUUGUCUUUUCGGCUGCAGCCACAUCUUCUACAGGAGGGGCGGCGCCCCGCUCGCCUGCAAUGAAGACACAGAGGACGAGGAGGACGAGAGCCCCGCCUCCAGGCAAGCGUUAGAGACAGACUUUAACUUCCAGGGGUUCAACCGCCUCAGACUGCUCAACCUGGGGGGCCUACCUGACGAAGUGGAUGCUGAGACCCUGCUCAAACCCCUGAAGUCACUCACCUCACUAGAUCUGUCUAAUGUUACGUUGGUGGGAACAGCUUUUCUCUGCCAGUGGAAAGACAGACUGGCCUCUCUGGUCCUCUACAACCUGGACCUGUCGGAGGAGUUGGUCAGUACAGUGGUGCAGCUUGUUAAUCUCAGGCAUCUGGACGUGUCGCGGGAGAGCAGGCGGACCUCUAAGUUUAAGAUGACCAGGAAGAUCCUGACGGUGGUCGUGCAGCGUCUGGUCAACUUGGUGUCACUGGACAUCUCAGGUCACAUCAUGCUGGACAACAGCACAGUUCCGCACUUUGAUGAAGCUAUGGGGCGACCCAGCAUUGAGCCGUGCAAGAGCAGCAUCUAUCCUUUCCAGGAACUGAAGAGGCCCCUGCAGUUCCUGGGCUUAUAUGACACCACCCUCUGUAACGUGACACACAUCCCUGCUUACAAGGUGACUGGAUCAAAGAAUGAAGACCAGGUCCUGAAUGCUAUUGAAGCUUACACAGAGUUUCGCCCUGAACUGGCCCACAGAGCCAUCAAUCAGCUGUUUGACAUUGCCAGGAUACAACACUGCAGCCAGCUGCUCCGAGCUCUGCAGCUCGUCAUCGCAGCACUGAAGUGCCAUAAAUAUGAUAAGAGCAUCCAGGUGACCGGCAGCGCCGCUCUGUUCUACCUGACCAACACAGAGUACCGCAGCGACCAGAGUGUGCGGUUGCGCAGAGAAGUCAUUCAAGUGGUGCUGAAUGGGAUGGAGCAGUACCAGGAGGUCACUGUCCAGAGGAACUGCUGCCUGACUCUGUGUAACUUCAGUAUUCCAGAGGAGCUGGAGUUCCAGUACAGUCGGGUCAACCAGCUGCUACUGAAAAUCCUGGAGCCGGCCAGGCAGGACGAGUCCAUCCAGAGAAUCGCUGUUCACCUCUGUAACGCUUUGGUCUGUCAGGUGGACAACCAUCACAAGGAAGCUGUGGGAAAGAUGGGAUUUGUUAAGACAAUGUUGAAUUUAAUUCAGAAGAAGCUACAGGACAGAAUGUGUGACCAGGUGAUGGAGUUUUCCUGGAGCGCUCUGUGGAACAUCACUGAUGAGACACCUGACAACUGUCAGAUGUUUCUCAACUGCCGGGGGAUGAGUCUGUUUCUGGAAUGUCUACAGGAGUUUCCAGACAAGCAGGAGCUUCACCGCAACAUGCUGGGGCUUCUGGGAAAUGUUGCUGAAGUCAAAGCUCUUAGGCCACAGCUGCUCACCCCACAGUUCAUCACUGUGUUCAGUAACCUGCUGGACAGUAAGGCAGAUGGGAUCGAGGUGUCGUACAACGCCUGCGGUGUGCUGUCACACAUCAUGUUUGAUGGGCCGGAGGUUUGGUCUAUGGACGAGCCAAGAAGAGACACAGUGAUGGACAAGAUGUGGGACGCCAUCCAGAGCUGGGAUGUCAGCUCCCGCCGCAACAUCAACUACAGGUCGUUUGAGCCCAUCCUGAGACUGCUGCCUCAGGGCAUCUCUCCGGUCAGUCAGCACUGGGCCACAUGGGCUCUCUUCAACCUGGUGUCAGUUUACCCGAGUAAAUACUGCCCCCUGCUGAUAAAAGAAGGAGGAAUAAGUCUCCUGGAGAAAGUUCUGGAACUGGACAGUUCACAGCCAGAAACCAAGGACAUGGCCAGGAAAGUGAUGGAGCAGUGUGAAAACUUCAAAGAAGACCCCAUGGAGACGAACCAUGGACAGGAGGUAAACUUUGGACAGAGAGGUUGACCCCACAGGAGCCAUGAUUCCCAGCAAACAUCAAGCAAACCAACCUUAAGGCCCCACCUACCGUCAUCACCACAAGGGUCAAUUGUGUGCAUUCUUCUUCUUCUUCUUCUUAUUUUGUAGAGCAGAGCUGAGUCUCUGACCCUGUUUGCAGCAGUUUGGACUGAACCUUAAUCUCUGACACAUAGGACUUGAGAUCUGGUGCAUGGAGUUUUGUUGUGAGGGUGAUUACCUUUGCUGCACACACACAUCUCUUCUGUUAGGACGGGGGUUGUGGGGGUGGGUGACUGUUAUCUCUCAGUGUGCGUGUGUGUGUGAGCGUGUGUGCGUGUGUGUGUGUGUGUGUGUCUCAAAGACUUAACAACAGAACAAAACAGUCGGAGUGAUGCUUGACUCAGUGGAGGGAACCUGAAGCCCUCGCGAGCUCUCCUCUGUAUAACUAUGUUUGAAUGAACGGCUGAAGGCUGCGUAGUGUCCUGCUCCGCCAUUAGAGCUCACAACUCUCACACUGCUCUCUCACACUCACUCAUGCUUGUGGGGGCCACUGAGCUGCCACAGAUGUACAGUGAAUAUUAGCCAUUAUGUGUGUGUAGGCUGCAGAGAAGCAUCACACUGAUGUUGGCGGGAGGGAAAACUUCCAGACCUUCAUGGCACAACGAUGGACUUGUUUGUUAAAUAUGUAAAUAUUCAGUUUGUCUCAUCCUUUUACCGUGUGUAUGUUUUAUAAUAUAACUGUAAACACUCAUGACUUUACUCUGUAUUUAAAUUUGUUUAGGUUUGACUGAUAUAUGGUCAGUGAUAAGAAACUAUACACAGAACACCCCCUCAUUCAGUCGUCGUGUAGAAAUCCUGGAUGCUCUUUAAAGGAACCUUUUAGGUGUAGUUCAACCUGACUCUUGUUUUCAAUUGUCUGGCAUUUUAGGCUGAUUCUUCCGGAAGUAGCGGUGAGCUUCAGCUGUGAGGGAGGUCACAACACACUAAGAUGACAAACUAUAUGGCCAAAAGUAUGUGGACACAGUGCAGCGGUUUUCCAUGUUUGAUUUUUGGAAGCACUUGACUGGCCUGCACAGCGCUCAGCACGACCUUAAUCCCAUCCAGCAGCUUUGGGAUGAACUGGACCACUGACUGUGAGCCAGAUCAUUUAAUAUCAGUGCUGCACCUCACUGAUGUGUCUGAGUCCUGCAGCCUGAAACCACAAGAGUGGAGGCCGUUCAAGCAGCAGUUUGGGUGUAAUGUUCAAAGAGUACUCCACAGAUUUAAUGUUACACUCCUGUAACAAUGUCACUAUUUAAAGGAGCUACUUGAAGGUUUUGCUAUUGCUACAAUGCUAACUUUAUCGUUAAUAGAUGUUUACUUACCAGUCUUGACAAGAUCUUCAAACAUUGUUGUCUUUACAAUACAAGAAAUUACAAUACGUCCUCUGAGCAGCUACUUCUUCAGUACAGACUGAAGAAGAUCUGACCAGGCCGGGGCUAGCUGGUUAGCAUGCUAACUUCAGUAGAAGAAAAGAGGUGAUAGAAAUAGAGGCAAAUCAAGAGGGUUGCUUUCCACCUCUGGAGACAGCUGUUGGUGAGCGAAGGAAUGAAGUUUGUUGCUGAACUCAAAAAAUUUCUUCUAGACUGGUGAGUAAACAACUGUUAAUGCUAAUGUUAGCUAUGUAGCAAUAGCAGAACCUUAAAGAUCAAAAGGGAUCAGAAUUGAUCGUCUUUUUUUAUUCCACUUAGUCCUCUUCCUUGUCAAGACCUUUUUCCUAAUUACCCACAAUUCAACUCGACCAUCAACAGUCUAGUCAGAGAUUCAGGUGUGUUAUGUUAUUAGCAGCUAGUGUAGCCUGGAGCAGAGGUGAGGAGCAGGCUCCGACACGGCUUUGUUUGGGUGUCCGCAUACUUUUGGGAAUAUAGUGUUUGCAGUGUGUUCCCUCAGUGCUCCUUCAAGAUUUCACUGAUAAAUCACUGACUAAAAUAUACAUGAAUGUCACAGGCAGCAUCUGUUCCGCCUCUCAGCUCAUCAGUGCUUCAGGUCAGGGGUCGGGUAAGAUGCCAGAUAAUAACAGAGACCAGGUUGACAGAAACACAUGUCCUUUAACACCUGAUGGCCCAUCAGUUUCACUGGUGGGUCAACAUGCUGCUAAGUUACUGCUUCACUUCAAUCACAACACUUUUCUCUACAAGCUGAUGGGAGAAAAUAAAAUGGUGCGUUCACAUGUUUAAAGCUGAAACUGGAAUGAUCUGUUCAGGAAGUGACAUCCUUACGUUGGGGGGGUGGGGGGGUGGUGGUGAUGGACUUUUCACUGUUUGACUGUGAAUAUAGAAGCUCUCUCAGUUCUCACCUUUGAUUUUACCAAACUUGUUCUGGUUUAACUUGACUCUUUUCUCCCAAAUCAAAGUUACUCUUAGAGACACCCUGUGGUGUUUUCUUGUGAAAAAAAAAAAAAUAUAGAAAUAUAUAUAUUGGGAAGUACAACAGACACCUUAGGAAAGUUGAUAUAAAGACAUCCAGCGGUAAAAACAGCAGGUUUGUUAGUGUGUGCAGUGUAGCAGGAGGUUUGACUCUCAGAGAAACGUUCAGUUAAAUAACUUCAUAACAAUCUGAAUCAGCAGGGCCAUGAGUGAGUGAACAAAAUUCAUACUUUUAUUUCUAUUAUUCAUCUAUCCUUGUUUUUAAAGUAAUUAAUUGUGCAGAAAACAAUGUGAACAUCAUUAUAUCCCAGAACCCAGGUUCCCAAAGAGAUUUGUUUUACAACAAUAUUAAACAAUUAAACAAUGAUUCUGUCAAUCACAGUUUCAUUUUUCUACUAUGUUUAAAUACAGUUUACUUUAGGUCUGUGCAUCGUUGCCUCUGUAAUUUAAUUUGACUUGAAUAAAUGAGCUGAAUGGACAGUUUGAGCAGGGAUUACAGACUCCCUUUACCUCCAGCAGUGAACAGGAUCUGGAUGGUGGUCUGAUCAGGACUCUUUGCUCCUGGUCCAGGGAUUCUGAGACUUUAAACUUCCUGCCAGUGAAGGAUCCACUGUCGGUCACUUUCUCCUGCAGCUGUAAAACGAGUUGGUUCAGAGGAAACGGCUCAGACAUCUUGCACAGUGGUUUGUCAUGAAAACACACUGGCUCCACAGUGUGUGUAGCUCCAGCUGGUUCCCAGUAUCAGCCUCUGUACAGCGUCUCUUUCUGCAUCAAUACGGUUAAAGAUGACGUGGAUGAGUGAUGCCUAACUGAUCUUUUAUAAGCUAUUUCAUAUCAGUUGUAUUGGCUUUGACUUCCUGGUUGUCAUGUACGGUUCUCUGUGUGUUGAUGGGAUCUGAUCGGUACAGUUCACAGUCACAGUGAUAGCUGGUGUUGGAGUGGACAGCUUCAUUAGAGACUCACUAAAUGUUUCUGUCUGGGAUUCAAAUGUGCAAACAUGAAGAGGAUUUCUCAUGUGGUCACAACUAAAUCAGAAAUAUCCUGGUGGUGGAGGUGUGCACUUUCUGUAGAGAAAGCAGAUGAUCUUCAUCAUCGACUCCAGCACUUCUCUCUGGUUUGAAUCAUUGUCUCAGUUAUUUUCCAUGAAGAAAAAGACGUCUUGGGGUGUUGACUCUUCCUGAUUAUUUAUAAAGAUGUUUGUGCUGAAAAUAAAAAGAAUUAAAAAAAAAACAAAAAAAAUGAAAGUGAACUUCUGCUUCAGGAGAACUGCUGUGUCACAAACGGUUUCAAGUGUCAUCUACUAAUUUCAUCAUGUUUCUGAAUCUGUCAACACUCUGUCAUUGAUUUCUUUUGUAACUGCUGAUCCGUGUGAAGAACAUUUGAUCCAGUGUGGAGUUGCAGUUUUUCCUGAUCUAAAUAGAACCAGGCCGUUAGUGUAAAGGUAUGAAUAAGCAAUAAAAUGGAGUGGUAAAAAUGUUA
Molecule: messenger RNA, 6416 nt
Organism: Seriola aureovittata
Lineage: Eukaryota; Metazoa; Chordata; Actinopteri; Carangiformes; Carangidae
Gene: zer1
Product: zyg-11 related, cell cycle regulator
Exons: 16
Coding region: 187-2541 (784 amino acids)
Cellular component (GO): Cul2-RING ubiquitin ligase complex
Molecular function (GO): protein binding
Source: RefSeq, a predicted model, not a curated record